AGAAACGGCAUCAACACUGUCAAUGACUGCUAACGCGCCCGUACACCUCACUCAUACACGCAGCCGUCUGCGCGCGCAGUUGAUCCGAUGUGCGCGCUUCACCAAUGAACCGCCCCCUCUCCUCCUCACCUCACAAACCCCCCAAUACCGAGAGCGCAGGCCCCACGUCCGCCGGAGCAGGAGGCACGAGAUCACAUCACUCGCCGUGGCCUGCCCUACAGUCUAGCAGUCAUCGUACUGGUCUACCGCCCAUCGCUAUAGGACCGACGUGGCCAAAUAAUCCCACACCGAGCAUAUCGCGGAGUCCAUUCUCUCCCACCCACUCCACCUUCACCCACAAUCAAGCGGCCGCCAACCGGUAUAGCAACAGCUGGCAGUCAUUCGCUACGAGUGCACAGCCACUUCAGUCACCAUCUGCGUCUGGUCAAUAUACUACAAGCUCGGCAUAUCCUGGGCAGCGCUCACGUGCUGCUACUGGCGCGUCUAGCCCUCGAAUAGCAUCCCCACUCACUGGUCUGUCGUCGCCGUUCCAAGCAAUCAGCGGCGGGGCAUUUGGUGGCGGUGGAGGCGCUGCUCGACUAGCACGGCACUCACCGUCACUCUCAAGCUCCACGGUUGGCUCGCCUACCUCCAGCGGAGGCGGGCAGUUGAAUAGCUUGCUCCUCACUCAGCUCAACAUCUUGUUGAGUACUGUCAAGGACUCCAACUUCGAUUUACAGGCGGACAAGAUACGAAAACUUCUCGAUGAAAACGGCAUGGAGCUGUUCGAGACGUACUUCAGACGGCUUUUAAGCAAUAGCUGGUCGCUUGUCUUCCCACACCAUCCAAGGCCAGCGAGUUCGCAAGCGAAUGCGGAGACAUAUCGCUUACUAGAGCAAGAAGUUCAGAAGUUGAGAACGGACCCUCGGCAGGCGGAGAGAAUAGCCUCAGCCUUCGGAUCGCAUGACCUCGACAUUGACCUCACUGCGUUUGCCGACCAUUUCCAACUAGAUCAAGUCACGCGGGCUGCACUGCUCUUAGCGUGUAGAUUAGCUGCCAAUGGUGACUUGCGCUCAAGAGCCGACCAAAUAUUGACGAGCAAUACACAGCCUUUCCUCUCCACCCUUGCAAACCCACCAUCUGGCCCAACCGGCGCGAUUCACGACGAUGUCUCACCGCAGGUCUUAGCGCUGAUUAUCGAACGUCUUGAUCAGGAUCCUCCCCACGAGUGGAGCGAGCGGCAAAAGGAGGACUUGAGCUACGCAGUAAAGGUUCACUAUCAGAAGCUGAACAGCAGACUGCCACCUGCAGUGGAAGCAGCCAUGUAUCUGAAUGAGCUACUCCAGCUCCCAGACAGUAGGCUUGCCAGAGUAGUGCAGCGAGCAGGCCCGCGUGCCACCGCAAGUCUGGACGCUUGCAGAGAUAUGCUCGCCGUGGUCGAGACUAGGGACAUCUCCUACCCGCAAAUAGCGAAUGCGCUGCUGUUUCUGGUCAUUAGCCAGAACGGAGAAGCUUACGAUGCAGGCGUAUUCGUGGAAGGCCUACGGCAGCAUAAGGCUGGCCUGAAGAUUGACUGGACAGACGUCGUACAAGGCUUCGACAAGGAGCACUUGCGAGUAACGAAGAAGCAGUUCCUCGGCUUGUACAAUGCGCUGCUCCCUCUGGCGCGAGAGUACGCGAACUUCGACAUCCAGCACCUUUGGGGCGGUCAAUGGACCUUCCCAGCCACCCAACUCAGCUUCGUCACUGCAUUCCUGUCCACGACCUCGGAAGAGCUUGAUGUUGCUCAGAUACCAGACUUUAGACAAUGCUUCACUCUGGCCGACUACGCGGAUGCACCCGAGGGCAUCAAGGCAUAUGCGGCAGAAGCCGUCAAGUAUCCGCUUGUCUCGCGCGACGCCACUGAAGCUCUGUUCGUCAUGAUCUUCCGGUCUCAGGAAGCCUAUAACGAAGCACAGAUGCUCAGCAUCCCGGAGACGAUCAUCAACCCGAACAUGACAAUCUUCCUUUGCGCCGCAUCAGCCGUGCCAAAGCCGUGGGGCGCAUUGCAGGAUCAAGCGCUUAAGCAGCUCUUUUAUCCCUUCCUCAUGAAGCAGCACCCUAAUUACGACUUUGUGAUGCAUUCACUAUGGAUGCACGACAAGACGUGGGUAGCGCAACGGCUUGUUGAAUUUUAUCAGACGGACAGCACGCUACUCGGACUUGUUCAUGAGCAUGCAGUCGAACAUGGCUGGCUGGACCUGUUGCUCACCAUUCACAGCAACUUCGCCCUUGACUUGGCUGCGUUGGCACAUAGUAAAGGCCAGUACGAUAUUGUGGAAUGGGCGCAGCCGCUCAUUCAUCAGCUCGGCCAUGGUCCGUUUGCAAAAGCGUUAUUCGACUUCAUGCGACCGAAGCUGGACGACGAGAUAAUCACUCAGAAAGAGCGCGUGCCGCCGACGACUGUGCCGCUGUCGCUGAAGACUGUGUACGCUAUGCUGAUGCUUUUGGCAGAGCUGGUGAGAGAAGAAGAGCUCGGCCCUUUCUAUCGGCAGUGCUUGCAAACUUAUCCACGCCUCUUCAAUUACGGCGAGAACGACCGCCGAGAUUCCAUCUUGGAAGCCAAUUGCGCCAACGGACACGCUCUUCCUGAAGAUGCCGAUGAGAAGAUGCAAGAGCGCUACAAGAAGAUGUACGGCGGGGAAGCCACUCCGGACGACAUCAAGAACGAGCUGAAGGUGCUCAAGGAGUCGGAUGAUCCUGCCGACCAAGACCUUUUCGCCGUCAUGCUGCAAGGACUAUUUGACGAGUAUAACUGCUUUGGAGAGUAUCCUUUGGAGGCACUCGCAACAACUGCAGUUUUAUUCGGCGGCCUGUUAGCAUACCACAUUCCUUCCAGUGUCGCCGAACAUGCCGCUAUUUUUAUGAUUCUAGAGGCAGUCUCGGAGUACGGACCAGAGGAUUCCAUGUAUAAGUUCGGGUUGCAGGCAAUGGUCCACAUGUCUUCGAGACUCAAGGAGUGGCCACACGUGGCUGAGCGCAUCACCCAAAUACCAAGCUUGCGAGGUACUCAGGUUGUACCCGUUGCGGAAGCCGUUCUGAAGGAGCUGCAACAGGAGACUUCCGGCCUCAAUGGAGAUACUGUCAAUGGGCUCACCAACGGGGCGCUAGAUGAGGAGUUUCCAGCUGACUCUCCCACGCCGCCGUUCACCUCCAUUCGUCCUGACCCGCCGUUGCAAGCAGAGAUGUACGAAGAGCCGAACGAAGACGUUUCGGACAAGGUGAUGUUUGCCCUGAACAACGUUUCGAUGAGGAAUUUGGACGAGAAGUUCAAGGACUUGGAGACUCUGGAGGAGACUCACCAUCAGUGGUUCGCGAAAUACUUGGUCGAAGAGCUCGCCAAGUCGCAGCCAAACUUCCAGAGCCUAUACCUGCAGUUGCUGGAGAAGUUUGACCGGAAGAUGCUCUGGGCCGAAGUGCUGCGAGAGACAUACGUCAGCUGCGCGAGGAUGCUCAAUGCGCCAUCGACUAUGGAGAAGAUGCCCGAGCGACAAAGCCUGAAGAAUCUGGCAGGCUGGCUAGGCGCACUGACGCUGGCGCGCAAUCAGCCGGUCUUGCACAGGAACCUUUCGUUCAAGGAUUUGCUGAUUGAAGGGCACGACACACAGCGAUUACUCGUCGCUAUCCCAUUCACUUGCAAAGCACUUUGGCACGCUAGGGUGUCGAAGGUCUUCCGACCGCCAAACCCAUGGCUUAUGGAGUUGCUAGGUCUGAUGAGCGAGCUUUACAAUACCGUUGACCUAAAGCUCAAUCUCAAGUUCGAGAUCGAGGUCUUAUGCAAAGAUCUGGACCAAGACAUCAAAAAGAUCGAACCGCUGCAGAUCAUACGCGCCAGGCCGCUCAUGCCAGAAAACAACUUGCUUCAACCGUACGUCGGCGAUGGCGGGCCGGAUGGUUUUGGCGACAUGCACCUUAUGCAGCUUUCGAAGCGGCCGCCGAACGAGCGCUUCUCACCCGAAGCGGUCAUCCAAGCACUGCCCGAUCUUGGCGGUAUGCUCCAGAUCCCUACAGCCGCCGGCAACAUCACCCAGCCUCAGCUCCGUGGCAUCUUCGUGAACGCUGCCCAGCGGGCGAUCUAUGAGAUCAUCGCGCCUGUGGUAGAGCGAUCCGUUACCAUUGCUGCGAUCUCUACGGCUGAGCUGAUCCAAAAAGACUUCGCUACCGAGGCCGAUGUCGAGAAGUUGCGCAAUUCGGCGCACACUGUGGUGAAGGCGCUGUCUGGCAGUCUCGCUCUGGUCACCUGCAAGGAGCCUCUCCGCAUGAGUAUCAUGAACAACAUUCGUAUCUUCGCACAACAGAACGUGCACGACCCACUCCCGGAAGGCCAAAUCAUCAUGUUCGUCAACGACAAUAUCGACACUGUGUGCGGGCUUGUUGAGCAUGCGGCAGAGGAACACUCUCUGGCGGAGAUUGAUGCGCAGCUUGCGCAAGCAAUCGAAGAGCGCGAGCGGCACAACGAACAAAGACCAAAUGAGCUGUUCAACAACCCGCCCGUUAGUCGCUGGGCGCAGCUGAUUCCGGAGCCGUUCAGACAGGAUCCGCAAGGUGUCAAUGCGAACGGGCUCAACCGCCAACAGCUUGGGUUGUAUGAAGACUUCGGGCGUCAGGCAAGGAUCACACCAACGACGCAUGCGAACAGUGUGUCGCAAGAUGCGAGAGGACAGCUGCCGGAUAUGUUAGCUGACACUUAUCUGCCCAACCUGCCUACACCUGCUGAAGCGCCUGCGCUGCCGAGACCGACGCCACAGCUGCAACGCUUGCAAAUGCAGUCCGCGCAGGGCCAACACCAGGUUAACGGUUACAGUGACGGGCCAGAUAGUGGACGGCGGAUAUUAUCUCUGCUCCACGAACUGCAGCAAGCGGCACAGGAGGCGCAAGAAGACUCCAUCAACGAAGUCGGCGAAGCUACGGCCAUCAGGCGGAUCUUCGAGCAGCUCAUAGCUCUGCUCGACUCCUCCGUGCAGAGGGAUGAACUUACGAUUGCGGCAGGAGAGCACUGUCUCUCGGUUAUUUACCAUACUGCGCAAAAGCGUCUUGAGGUCGAAGUGUUUGUUCGCUUGAUGGCACAGCUGUGCCGGAUGUCGACGCAUGCAGCCCGGGUUCUGAUGAUGUACUUGGCAAACCAGGAGGACGACAAGGCUUUCAACGCCAUAGCUGUGGUGGCUUUGGCCAAUGAAGGUAUGGUCGACCUUCAGCAUGUCGACAUCCGGACCGCGAAGGCACUCAAGCAGAAGCGGCCGGCAGUUGUUGGCUUCCUUCGUCAGCUGCUAGAAGAGACAUUGAUCAGCGAAAAUGCGAUUGCGAUGCGCACCGAUUUUGUCAUGACUUACGAAGGGAUUAGCCAAUGGCUCGCGGAAGAUCCGGACAACGAGAGCCUCCGAGAUAUCAUGUCGAGACUGCAGCUCGAGUCUACACAACAGAACGGUGUGCCGAGCUCACCGCAAGAUGACGAGCGGGAUCACAUCGAAUACGUCUUCGAGGAAUGGGUUCGCAUGCAGCAGCGCAAAGACAUCCCCGAGCACAGACACGUUGCUUUCCUGAAGCAAUUGAACAAGUUCCACAUCGUGGAUAACCCGGAGAAAUCCGUCGUAUUCUACCGCGCCUGCUUAGAAAUGGCGGGCUCUGCUUUCGAGCGAGUGACGAACGCGCCGUAUGCGACACCAGAUGCUGCAUAUGUACACAUCGACGCGUUCGCCAGGCUUGUUGCGUACUCCGUCCUCUAUCACAGUCCGAUCAACGGAGAGGCACCGCAUGACAAAGCACGUGUGUUGGGCGGCGUCAUUGCAUUGAUUGUGAUGGUGAUGGCGGACCAUCACAACAAGCAGCGAGAGCGGUGGAAUUCAAGGAUCUAUUUCCGACUUUUCUCAUCGCUGCUUUGUGAGCUAAAUGACAAGAGACACUCGAUGAGCCCCGCGGAACAGCAAGCUAUGUCCCAAGAAACUUUCGGCAAAGUAUUGCUGCUCUUGCAGCCGCGAUACUUCCCCAACUUCACGUACCCGUGGUUAGCUCUUAUCAGUCACCGCCUUGUCAUUACCUCGUUCCUUAGCGGAGCCGGCAGGUCCAACGGCGGGUGGGCGCACUUUGCUGGCAUACUUGGCACGCUGUUUGAGAGCCUCGGGCAGCUCUUCAGCAUACCAGAAGCGUCCACAGUGAUCCAAGACUACUACAAGGGCGUCAUUAAGUUUUUGCUUACGCUGCACCACGACUUCCCGGAGUUCUUGGUUGAGCACCACUUCGAGCUGAACAGUAGCAUACCUCACGGUCUGGCGCAGCUGCACAAUAUAAUCAACAGUGCUGCACCGAGGCCAAUCGAGCAGCCUGACCCGCUCACACCUGGUCUGAAGAUCAACAGGCUGGAAACGAUCCGUUCGCCACCUAUCGUGCACGGUAACCAGGAUGUGCUAUUGGCAGAGCUCGGUAUUAAGGAUGCCAUUGACAGGGUCUACGAAAGUGGCGACAUCAGCAAUGAUGAUUUCAGCAAGAUUCUGGACGCGCUCGCGUUGGGAGAUGGUCCGGCAGAUGCACGACGCGCGAAUGCGUUCGUCAUCUACCUUGGUAUACAAGCUACAACGUCCUCGUCGGUCUUCUCAUCUGCAGCGCCGCCCGCUCGCUUGCUCGAACGCCUCCUCCGCGAGAGCCGCCCAGCUGCCCGUUACGAGCUGAUAUCGGCAAUGAUCAAUCAGGUCCGCUACGUCAACGCGCACACGCACUACUUCUCGACUGCGCUACAGCACAUGUUCACGGUAGCGGCGGAAGACUUACAAGAACAGAUUAUGCGCGUCAUGAUGGAGCGGCUCAUAGUGCCGAGACCGCACCCGUGGGGGAUCAUCGUGAUGAUACUGGAGUUGGUAAAGAACUCAACGACGGAUCUGUGGGAGCUGCCAUGGUUGAGGAAUGCGUCCCAAGUGCAGAGCAUGCUGAUGAAUCUGGCCCAGAGCGCUCCGAGCCAAGGCCCGGGAAUGUUACCAGGACGCUUGCCGCGGAGUCCGUUGGGACCACCAACGAUGCUUCAACACUAAUGAGAUAGCUCGGUAGCGGAAGAGUCGGACAAGUAGAUAGAGGGGAGGAGAACUGGAGCUACAAUCUGCUUCAACAAGCGCGGAGCGAGGGACUGUUCUGUGGCUUAUGCUCUCUUCGAACGGGGUAAAAGCAAGCGGGCGGCGUUGGUUGCCUUAUAUCUCCGACGUGGGACACAGCAGGGUGGAGCAUGACGAAGGCCAUGGAUGUACCCAUAGCAUCAGAGGGAGUUGGAGCCAAACAUUUGGCAAACAUUCGAUGUACACUACUGCAUAAUGUAUUCCUACACCGUCUCUGUCCGAACCUGAGGCGCAUUGGCAGCGAGAGCCAGUAGCCCCAUCGCGCAAGUAGUGAAGGAGUCUGCUCUCCUUACCACCAUCAAGCCAUUG
Messenger RNA from Baudoinia panamericana UAMH 10762, 7424 nucleotides. RefSeq lists its product as uncharacterized. The coding region runs from base 105 to 7037 and encodes 2310 amino acids. Gene Ontology annotation, molecular function: molecular adaptor activity. The record is from RefSeq and is a predicted model, not a curated record. Gene Ontology annotation, biological process: nuclear-transcribed mRNA catabolic process, deadenylation-dependent decay. The transcript has 2 exons. Gene Ontology annotation, cellular component: CCR4-NOT core complex; P-body. NCBI's taxonomy places the organism in Eukaryota, Fungi, Ascomycota, Dothideomycetes, Mycosphaerellales, Teratosphaeriaceae.